This is a messenger RNA of Cryptococcus wingfieldii CBS 7118, 2547 nucleotides long. RefSeq names its product RNA polymerase I-specific transcription initiation factor RRN3. Lineage: Eukaryota; Fungi; Basidiomycota; Tremellomycetes; Tremellales; Cryptococcaceae. Gene Ontology annotation, biological process: transcription initiation at RNA polymerase I promoter. The record is from RefSeq and is a predicted model, not a curated record. Gene Ontology annotation, molecular function: RNA polymerase I core binding; RNA polymerase I general transcription initiation factor activity. The coding region runs from base 1 to 2547 and encodes 848 amino acids. The transcript has 4 exons. Gene Ontology annotation, cellular component: nucleus.
AUGCCCCCUCCCACCGCCCCCUUCAGCACCGAUUCUCCCACCGCAUCCUCCUCCCGCGCAUCGUCCCUCGCUGGUCGGAAGCGCCCCAGAGAGUCAGACGGCGACUCCAAGACUCGACCUCGGCGGACAAAGAGCACGGGGGACAGCAAAGACGGACGGACAACCAGUUCUGGUGCAAAGGAUCGGGAGGCCUUCCAGAAGGGGCUCAUCGCUGUCUUUGUCCCGAAAGCACUCCAGGAGUCCAAGCAGGGAAAUCUAUCGCACUACAACGACCUCCUCGCCCACUUCUUGCCCACGCCUACCCAGCCUAUCCCUCUGCUACCACCGCUGCUCCCGCUUCUGCGAGCUGUAUCUGCGCAUGUCUCCCUUUUGGCCCCAGACGUCCACAGCGGGCUGGUCAGUGCAAUCAUCAGCCUCCCAUGGGCCACCGGCGAUGAAAAGUUUGUAAAGACAUUCAUUGGAUUUGCCGCAGUGCUUGUCAGUGCUCAGCCCGGGUGGGCGAAGGAGGUUGUGGGUAUGGCAGUGAAGGGGUUGACUUGGCAACCGACCCAUCCUACUGCGACGUCUCUGCCACGCAGAACAUUCCACGCCCGGCAUCACCUCCUCCUGUCUCACCUGAUAUCCCUGAUUCCUACGCUUCCGAAUGUCAUUCAACCACUUCUCAUCAAAAAUUUCCCAAACAAGCGCGAACCGGAAGUGGCGCAAACGACAUGGGUUAGGAACUGCUGCGAGUUGAUUGGGUAUUGUCCCGAGCUCGGUGGGAGAGUCUGGGGCGAGAUUGUAGGACGGAUGUUGAGAAUAGACGUGGAAAUCACAAAUUCAACAGAGGAUGACGAGGACGACUCGGACGAUGAGAGCGACUCUGAAGACAUGCCACAAUUCCCGAAAGCAUACCUCGACCCUCUCGACCUACCCAUAUCCCAGGACCUCCCUCGUCCACGCUCUCUAUCCCCCGAUCUCCCUGGUUCCCUAGGCGUCGACGAUGAGGACUCGGAGGGCGACCCCGAUCCCGACGACCUGUCCUCUGCAGACGGUGCUGAAAGCGGAGAUUCUGAUGACGAGGGCGUGGAUGACAGAAAAGCGGAGGCAGAGAGGCAAAAGAAGAUUGCCAACGUCAAAUCAAUGCGAGAAAAGCUGGACGGCAUGCUUGUGCACUUUUUCCGGCACAUUUCGGAAUACAUGGGCAACAGCUAUCCGCACUUUUCAGCUGUCGACCUCGCUGCUCAAGGGCUGGCUUCUUCUACUUCAUCAGGCAGAUCUACACCUACUUUUGAGGUACCGGCAUCGCCGUUCGCUCCUCGCCGACCCGUCAGCGAGGCCCAGAGCUUGGCUCAUUUCCAAACCCUGCUCAACCUCUUUUCUCGCCAAAUCCUCCCCACAUCUGCCACCCAACAUAUCCCCUUCCUUCUCUUCUUUACAUCAUCUUUCUCCCCCGCGCACACCGACCUUUUCCUCGGUCUCCUAGUCAGUCAAGCGCUGUACGCCACCAACUCUCAGCCCUCGCCUGCGAUCCCAGGUCUGGGCAAUGUGAGUAUGAACCAGCGUACCGCCGCGACAGUAUACAUCGGCUCCAUCGUCUGUCGUGCGCGUUUCGUCUCCGACUCGCAAGCGCGCACAGUCCUCACCUACCUGCUCGCCUACAUUGACGGUAAACUCCACCAAUCGCGGGUGCUUGCUGGGAAAGGUGUCGAUGAGCUGCCGCUAUUCUAUGCCGUGUGUCAGGCGGUGAUGUUGAUUUUCUGCUUCCGGUGGAAAGCGUUCACGGCUACAGCUGCUGCUGGGGAGGGUGAGGGCGAUGGGAUCGUGGGGGACAUGGAUAUGGAUGGCGAGGAAGGCUUGCAGCCUGGCAGUGGGGAAGAGGGCAAGUGGAUGGCAGACUUGGAUAUUCUGCAGAGAGCCAUCUUUAGCGAUCUGAAUCCUCUUCUCGGAUGUAACCCCACAAUCGUCCAGACUUUCGCCAAGGUCGCUCAAAAAGCCCAAUUCGCCUACUGCUUCUCCAUCCUAGGAGCCAACUCUCAAUCCUCCCACUCUCGAUCCAACUCAUCCCACUCAAUCUCUACCACUGCCAAGUCGAGUUUGCCUCCCAAUGGCAGAAGUAAUUCGGGAUCUGGGAUGGCACGCAAUUCCGCCGCGAGCGUCGCGGGACAUGCGGCACAAACGUUGCCGAGGCAGGCGAGGCAGGUCAACGUAGAGGCUGGGCUGGACUCGUAUUUCCCCUUUGACCCUUACGAUCUUCCCAAAUCGAAAAAAUUUGUGGAAGGGUUGUAUAGGACAUGGGGUGAAGUCGCCGAGGAUCUCGACUCUGAUUCCGAGGAUGAGUCGGACGAUGAGGAGGAAGAAGAAGAGGAUGAAGAGGAGAUGAAUGAGGAUUCUGAGCUGGAGGAUCACCUUCCUCACCGCGGAUUGCCCCUCCCACUCAAGAUUGGGUCGUAUGGAGAUCACAGAAAAAGGGCAUGGGGCGAGAAGAGCAGGGAUAGCGGUCUGAGCACGAGUCUGGAGGGAAUGAGCAUCUCCCCUGGUCGGCUUGGAGUCGAUGCGAGGGGCUAG